AUGAAUUCAUAUUUAUUAAAGAAACAAGUUGGUUAUAAUUAUUAUUAUAUAAAAAAUAUAGUUUUUCAUAAGAAAUGUAAAAAUGUAAAACAAUUUAGCAAUGUACAAAUCCCCAAAAGGGUUGGAUUUAUGAAGCCCGCAUUUAAACUUAAUAGAAAGGCACAGAAAUAUAUAGUAGAUGUUCAAUGGAUGAAAAGUAACGACACAAAAAAUUUAGAAAAAUUAUGCAAUAAUAUAAAAAAAGAUGCUAAUUUAUUCAAUAGCUACGAACUUAUUGAUAUAGUAUACUAUUUAAGUAAAAUUACUAACAAAAAUGUCUAUUCAACUGUUGAGCCUUUAUUGUUUCAUUUUUUCCUGAAAUAUAACACUUCAGUUAAUUUGAAUGGUGUGUCAAUACAUAGACUAUUGAGAGUAUUAACAGAAUACCAAGACUUAGUUUAUAGAGAAUGGAUAUAUUCAAUCGCAAAAAUCAUUUCAAAAAAACACGCACAUAUAUCCAUGAGAGAUAUUCAACUUAUUUUAGAUGAUUUAGCUUUAUUUUACGAUUUCCAAAUACAUUGUCAAAUUAUUCCUUUUUAUAAUACAAUUAUUAAUAGAAUACAUGAACUUGAAAUUAAAAGGUUACCUUUCCUUAUACAUGUCAUUGGAAGAAUUGGAUGUAAUAAUAAAAACUUGUUAAACAUAUUAUAUACUACUUUAAAAAAAAAUAUAUCAAAAAAUGAUUUAUAUAGAUCCGAUUUUUCUGGUCUUAUGUUAAGAGGAUUAGCAAAUUUAAAAAUAUACCCAGAUAAAAAUAUAUUAUAUCAAUUAUAUAAACCAAUUAAAGAAAAUAUAAAUUAUACCAAUAUAAAAUAUUUAUCUUGGUGUGCAGAUGGAUUUUCACGUUUAAAUUAUUUUUAUCCUUUACCUUUACUAACCAAUCAAAUAAUAAAAAUGAAAGAUAAAAUUUCACAAUUAGAGCUUAAUGAUUUUACAUCAAUAUUAAAUUGCAUACAGGCCUACAUAUUAACAAAGCAAUGUAAUAUCCAUAAAAACUCCUUAAACAGGGCAGACGAAAUAUAUACGAAACAAAAAAAUAGUAAUAUAGAAGAAGGAAAUAAUAAUGGCACAAAAUUGACUCACCAACACCUUCCUUAUCAACCUAAUGAGAUUAUUAAUAAAGAUGAAUGUAAAAAAAUGAAUUCUAUUGAAAUUGAGACUACCGAUUUCGGAUCUGAAGAAUCAUUUUUACAUUCAAAUAAAUUGGAUAAUGCAAAUCCAAAGCCUAUAAGUGAAUCAUACCCAGAAUUUGGUAUGAAUGACAAUAUGAUAACUAUUGAAGAAUUGUAUAAUAUUUAUUUAAAAUUAGAAAAUAUUAUUUUAGAAAAAGUAAACGAAAGCAUAUAUAACAGUACACCUCCAUAUCGAGUCAUUAUGUUCGAAUUGUUAACUCGUUUAUUCAGGUUUUAUAAUAAACCUAUUGAUUUAAUUAUAAGCAUGAAUACCCAUAGAUAUGAUACCUCUUUAUUAUUAAAAUAUACAAAUAGCAUUUCACGUAUUAUAUCUGAUAAUAAUAACCGAACAAUGAGUGAUUCGAAUUUGUCCUUUUAUGUAAAUAAAUAUAAUUUUUCAAACGAUUUUUUUUUUGUCAAUACAUCAAAUUCCCAAAACUUGGUAAAGGAAGACGCAUUAAGUAUGGAAAACCAUGCAACUAAUGAACAUCAAAAUUUUCCCGUUAAUACAUAUGAAAAAAUAGAAAAAUCAAAACAAGCAAUUGCGCAUAGAACCGAAAUCGAUGAAAAUAUCAAUAUUAAUGAAAAUAGUAAUAAUAAUCAUCACGAUGUGAAAUCCGCACACCCUGGUAAAGAAUUCAGCACUAAUUUAAAUAUAAAUAUCCCACUCCCUAAAAUUUUAAAAAAUUUUUUAUAUUCCAUAUAUUUUAGAACACCAGCAUUAGGGGGGAGAACAAUUAUGCUACUGCUAAUCGCAUUAGUCCGAUUAAAUUUUGGAGAACGUGAAAAAUUCGAAUACUUAAAUAAAGUUAAUUCUAAUAUAUUACCUUUUUCUAAAGCCAAUGAAAUAUAUAGACCAUUAACAAAUUGCCUUAUUCGUGAAAUAAUUCGAAAACUCGAGACAUUUAACUCAGAAGAAUUAAUAAUUUGUGCAAUAUGUUUAAAUGAAUUAGACGCUUUAAAUUUAAAUAAUGAAUUACCUUCAUUAUUAAUUGAUAGAUUGUUUAAUUUAAAUAAAAAUAAUUAUAUGAGUAAGGAUCAAUUUGCACAACUAAAAAUCCUUUUACAAUUUCUAUAUUUUCAUAAAAGAAAUUUUAUAAUCAAAAACUUGCGCUUCAAUUCCAUAAAACAGUUUAAAUCGUUUUUACACCCUUAG
Plasmodium vinckei vinckei is the source of this 2367-nucleotide messenger RNA. Its product is annotated as conserved Plasmodium protein, unknown function. The transcript has a single exon. The coding region runs from base 1 to 2367 and encodes 788 amino acids. The record is from RefSeq and is a predicted model, not a curated record. Lineage: Eukaryota; Apicomplexa; Aconoidasida; Haemosporida; Plasmodiidae.